CCACGGGUGUCUGUCUGCAGCGUGCGAAGCCCAGGAGCAUUAGGCAAUCGUGGUUUCCUCCCUGCCCUCAGGGACCAGCCGUGCCAGCCCAGCCCCGAGGGGCCUCGGGACCUCAUCUGCUGAGGCAUGGAGGAGACAGUUGUGCGGCCCUCUGUGUUUGUGGUGGACGGGCAGACAGACAUCCCAUUCACGAGGCUGGGGCACAGCCGCCGCCAAAGACGGCCCUGCAGUGCAGCCCAGCUGGGCCUGGGCCUCCUGCUGCUGCUGCUGGUGGCCGGGCUGGCGGUCCAGGGCUGGUUCCUGCUACAGCUGCACCGACGCCUGGGGGAGAUGGUCACACCUGGGCUGGAUGGACAAACAGAAUCCUGGAAGCAGCUGACAGAAGAACGAAGGUCCCACCAGGCCAACCCGGCAGCACACCUCACAGGUGCCAACGCCAGCCUGACGGGCAGCGGGGGCCCGCUGCUCUGGGAGACGAGGCUGGGAUUGGCCUUCCUGAGGGGCCUCGGCUACCGGGACGGCUCCCUGGUGAUCGCCCGCGCCGGCUACUACUACAUCUACUCCAAGGUGCAGCUGGGGGGCGCGGGCUGCCCGCAGGGCCUGGCCGGCGGCCUGCCCGUCACACACGGCCUCUACAAGCGCACGCCGCGCUACCCUGAGGAGCUGGAGCUGCUGGUCAGCCGGAGGUCGCCGUGCGGGCGGGCCGCGGGCGCCCGCGUCUGGUGGGACAGCAGCUUCCUGGGGGGCGUGGUGCACCUGGACGCCGGCGAGGAGGUGGUGGUGCGCGUGCCGGACGAGCGCCUGGUCCGGCUCCGCGACGGGACCCGCUCCUACUUCGGGGCUUUCAUGGUGUGAAGAGGCAGCGGCAGGGACGCCUCCCCUCAGAGGACGCCCCGGGGACCCCAGACCCCUGCAAGCAAAGAGCUCGGCGGGCGCCUCCCAGGGCCGACAACCCAGCCACCCCCAGAAGGCUGAAGACCCAGCAGGUGCCUCCGAAGGGAAGCUGCAGACCCCGCCACGGGCAAUACUGAGGGCAAAGACCCAGACACGUGAGGGUCUAUAGACCCCCAAGGGGGGAAAGCUGGUCCGCCUGAUAUUCAGGAAGAAGGGGUGAGGGGCGGGUAUUUAUGUGUUUGAUUCAGAGAAGAGGAGGACUUGGGGGUCCGGGGACUUGGCCGAGGACAGGCAACCUCAGCCUCCCCCACUCUCAGGAGUGUGGGCGGUUGGAGGAAGGGAGUCAUCGCCAAGACGCAUCCACGUGGACAGCGCGGCCGGUCCCACCCACGACUACAGUCACAGUCAAGAUCGCGCUCGGGCACAGGGAUGUGCCGCCAGCCCUUUGACCACCAGCUCUCCCGGGGGGAGGCUCUGCAGCGUCUGCGAUUCCCUCGGUGUAAAUACUCCCGUCGUGGCUGGUUUCUGGCUACCAACGUAUCACCAACCGGGGGCUGGAUCUCGGCGCCGCCCAGCAUUCACAUCCCACCAGGACACCAGGGCUGUGUUUCAGCACCCGGGUCAGGGCCUGGCAUGCCGCAGGCCCUUGGGAAAUGUUUGCAGAGAGAAAGGGAGGAAGGCGAGAGGGAGGGAAGGAAAGGAAGGAGGAGGGGCAGGACAAGGACGCAGGGAAGGGAAGACGGAGAGAGAACGCAGACGUGCCUACAGCAUCACAGACAAUCACAAGGCUCCACAAUGUCCUUCACACCUGCACUCACACACAAAGCAUCACAUUCUCCACAACCACACACGAGUCACAUUAUGUGACAGCUACGUAUGACACAAUCACACGCGAGUCAUCAUCACAGCCACAGUGACCCAAAGGGGCCAUGCAGUCACACCAAGUGUGACACACGGGAUGCCGUGCUCAUCACAUCAGACUUCCAAGUGCUGCACCAUGGUCACACCCAUCACAGACACACACAGCCUGAGGCUCCUCCCUGCCAGAGGAAUACGGCCCGGGAUGAGGACCAGGCACUGUCUGAGUGCUGGGCUCCCUGACCACGGGUCUUGGAAAUAAACGGUAAAUGUUGCA
Suricata suricatta (meerkat) is the source of this 2029-nucleotide messenger RNA. It is a transcript of the gene TNFSF14, whose product is annotated as TNF superfamily member 14. The coding region runs from base 127 to 855 and encodes 242 amino acids. NCBI's taxonomy places the organism in Eukaryota, Metazoa, Chordata, Mammalia, Carnivora, Herpestidae. The transcript is spliced from 4 exons. Gene Ontology annotation, biological process: immune response. Gene Ontology annotation, molecular function: tumor necrosis factor receptor binding. Gene Ontology annotation, cellular component: membrane. The record is from RefSeq and is a predicted model, not a curated record.